Molecule: messenger RNA, 498 nt
Organism: Linum tenue
Lineage: Eukaryota; Viridiplantae; Streptophyta; Magnoliopsida; Malpighiales; Linaceae
Source: the annotation of a GenBank genome assembly
AUGAGCGGGAUCAUUCCGAUUCUGAAGAAGCCUAAAGUCGAGCAAGGUGAGGAGGUAAGCGGCGGCGGAGGCAGAGGUGGCGGAGGAGAAGUAGAUGACGAAGAAACCACGGUGGAGGAGCAAGAAUCCGCGUUUGUGGCGCUUAUCGAACAUCGUACUCGCGAAGUUGAACAUCUAAGGAAGCGUAUCGACUACUAUACCUCUAAGGCGAAUUCGGUGCAGCUUGCUUUUCCUGUUCACAGUCUAUUCUCUUCCUCGCUGCAUUCCUUCACCAUUUUGGGGACUGUGAAUCGCAAGGUUUCCCAGCAUUUAAAAUUAGGGGGUUCUGGCAUGAGGGAUUGCGUUCGUUCCAGUGCUCAGACAAGCUCUUCUACCCAGUCGGAUAUAAUUAGGAAAGUAAAUGCAGAGAAGCCGGACCAGAGUCAUUCCGACGUUGAAGUUGUUGAAAAUCAGGAUAAAGGAAGAAAGAAGAAACAUGGCGGUGGGCUGAAGAUAUAG